This is a messenger RNA of Anolis sagrei ordinatus, 3047 nucleotides long. NCBI's taxonomy places the organism in Eukaryota, Metazoa, Chordata, Lepidosauria, Squamata, Anolidae. The record is from RefSeq and is a predicted model, not a curated record.
AUAAGGCUGUGGCUGCAGCCUGAUUGGUAUAUCAUCUCACUUUCCCUGAGCAUUGAUUUUCCUUGCUCUCUUUUUAUUUGCUUCAUAAAAAAACAGGGACACGGAGCUACUGCUGGCUACUGGGCGGCUUUUUGGGUGCUUUUCUUUUUAGCAUGAGCCAAACGUUGUCUUCUUUCAGAUGAGGGGAGUUGGAUUAUAAAACCUUUUGUAAAUGUGUAUGGUGAUAUUUGCUCCGCUUUUUGCAAUCUUUGCAUUUGCAACAUGUGGUGGCUACUCUGGUGGACUGCGGCUCAGCGUGGACUGUGCAAACAAGACACAGAGCGACCUCAGCAUUGACAUAGCUUUUGCAUAUCCAUUCAGGUUGUACCAGGUGAAUUUCGAUGCUCCCACCUGUGAAGGCAAACGAGAAAAGCUCUCACUAAUAGGCGACUUUUCUUCUUCUGCGGAAUUCUUUGUCACUAUUGCAGUCUUUGCUUUCCUCUACUCCUUGGCAGCCACGGUGGUUUACAUUUUCUUCCAGAACAAAUACCGUGAAAACAACAGGGGACCUUUGAUUGACUUCAUUGUGACAGUGGUGUUUUCAUUCUUGUGGCUUGUGGGUUCCUCUGCUUGGGCAAAAGGACUUUCUGACGUGAAAGUUGCAACUGACCCAGAUGAAGUGCUCUUACUGAUGUCAGCUUGCAAGCAGCAGUCUAAUAAGUGCUUGCCUCUGCGCAGCCCUGUUAUGUCCAGUUUGAAUACUUCAGUUGUCUUUGGAUUCUUGAACUUUAUACUCUGGGCAGGGAAUAUUUGGUUUGUUUUCAAGGAAACUGGCUGGCAUUCUUCGGGCACGAGAUACCCUCCAGACACCAUGGGAAAACAACCCAGCACCUAUAACCAAGGUGGCUACAAUCAAGAUAGCUUUGGUCCAAGCAGUGGCUACAACCAACAGGGAGGCAGCUUUGGCCAGCAAACUACAUACGGCCAAGUGGAUGAAUUUGGCCAACAGCAACCUAGUGGCCCAACAUCAUUUGCUAAUCAAAUUUAGCAUUUGCAGAGUUUGGAGAGUUCUUGAGUGUUAUAUUUGUGAAAGUUCAAACACAGUGGCAGGCAGCACAUUUCUGAAGUGUUUAAGUAAAUAUGUCAGAAUUUCCUCUAAAUCAAAGGUUUACGGGUGUUCACCAUGGAAAGCGGGCUGUGGCUCUUGUUUGUUCAUACAUGAUGCAUCUUCUCCUUGUGAAUAGAUGAUUGAUGAUAUAUUCAUCACAGGUGUGAAUUGGAGUAAAUAAUUGUUUUAUGUACUGUAUAGAAACCUUUAACGGUAGUUUUGUAUGUGUAUGGUAGCAGCAUUUUGUAGCCUGGAGUCUGUAGUAUAAAUUAUGCAUAACACAAUUAAAUUAGCAUUAGGACUUCUUCUACAUUUUAGUGAAAAGAAAAAUGUAUUUUCUUAUGAUUUCUGAUUAAUCUAUCAUAAUGCAUGCACUGCAACUCCUCUGUUUUUAACAUUGCCUGUCUAUGACAGUUUGUUUGUCUAGUUCAAUUUUUAAUGUUUUGCUGCUGGAGAAUUUUGUUUGGCGUUCUUUCUGAUUAGCAAAUUUGCAGUGUGUCUUAGUGCAUGAAGCUGCAUAAUUCCACAAAAGAAUGUUAUGGACUGUGGAAAUGGGAUUUAUUCCGUAUCACCACUACUCUUUUUAAUUGGUUUGCUUGUUUAAUAUAACGUUUUAGAUGCUGUUCUCUAUGUAUGCCUAUUUUGUAUAUUUUACAGAGUUCAAUCAAUGGCCUACCCAAAUCCCGAAUACAGCAUAUAAUUAAUACUGUUUUCCUCCAAAGGACAUUCAGAAAUAUCUGCUGUAAACAGACCAUUUUUUUCUGUUUAAUCAAGCACAGUAUUCCUUCUAUGAACCCAUAUUUCUAUUGAUGUUUUGUGACUCUUUGAACGUGAUCUGUGUAAUAUAAGGACCAAGUAACUGUGUUUACAUGUUUACAAAGAUAUUUAUUUAAUUAGGGUAACAGAGGUGCAGAUAUCAGUACAGUGAAACUAAGUGGGGGGAAAUCCCACAUCGAUAGCUCGUGCAAAACACUACAAAGAGUAGCUUUUGCCUAUAUUGCCACUGAUGAUGAAGAAUGUUUUCUCUCUCUAUGCUGUCUCAAAUCUGUCCAAAGUCGGUUCAGUCCAGCCAUUCAAAUGACUAAUGGAUUUGGUGCUAUCUGUAAGUAGGAGGAGAACGUCAAGUGAACAAUAUCAACAAUCAGGAACACAGGGCCAGUUCCUUUAUAAGGGAGCAUAACUGAGAGGGCCUGCUGAUCUCAGAUUGUGACUAAACUUUUCUAAGGGAGAAUUUAAAGUUUCCAUUCCACUCUAGUUCUGUAGGGAGUUCCCUUUAUCUCCAAGGGAAGAGAAAAUAAUCAAACAUCAGCUGCUAGAGGAUAAUUCAUCCCUUUUUCCAACAACAAACAGAAGCCCACAUACUUAGCACUCAACAUCCACUACAAAGCAGAACCUAGGUUGAGUGCAAUGUCUCCUGUAAUUUAAAAAAACCCUGAAUUUUAGUAUUCAUAGUUCUGUAAACAGAGUACUGGGCUGCUCCCUGAAAAUUCUGCAAUCUGGCAUAACUGACCAAAACAUUUCUUAUCUAGCCAGAUUAAGUGUUUGUGCUCACUGGUGUAUGCUUUAAUGUGCAUAUCUAACAUCAAGGUGGGAGUUACAAGCAGAAUUUUUUCAUAGUUCUAUUUAACUGAUUCAUACCUAGAGUGACAAAAAGUUGACACCUGUUCAGGAGACAACAGUAAAGAGGAGGUUCAUUUUGGCCUCCCUUUUUCUUACUCCAUUUGCAGCCUACAGAACACACACCACUGGAGAAUAAAAAACUGAACAUCUGCAUUUCUAACUAAAAGUGUAUUCGUCUAUAAUAUCAUUGUAUGAGCUGUAAAUGUUCAAAGCAUCUUUUAGCAUAAAACAGCAUAGUCACUUAAAUGAUUGUUGUAACCAAUGUAUGGCUGCUCAGUGGAUGAAUCAAUAUUGUGAUAUAUCUAUUUGACCCUAAUAAAUAAAGGUUUAUUGCAUACAA